GUCGGCUUUAACUUUGUCAAGUUCUUACAGUGCAGUCACACCGUCGCACACUCCUGUCUGUAGCUCCAGGGACUUACAUCUCUCCCAAUGGAUUUCUAUUACUUUAGACUGCCUUUGCUAUUUUUGGCCGCUCUUGGAUGCUGUUCUGAGGGCAGCCCACUUUUAAACGAAAAAACAAACGGUGUCAUAGGUAAAAAUGUGACCUUCAAAACGACAAUCACCGCGAAGGAGGAUUUUAUUACCGUCAUAUGGAAUUUCAAUAAAGGUAAAGAUACCUUUCCUAUUAUCACGAGCCUUCCCUUGGAGAACACCGAAAGCGUGGAUGACAAAUACGUAGGAAGAGUCAAAUAUAAUAAGACGACGUGCGAGCUUCAGCUCAUCUCGUUGGUGGAGGAGGAUGAAGGGGAAUAUGGUCUCGCAAUAGUGACCCGACUUGGAAAGCAAAUAGCAGGAAAAGUCCUUCUUGAGGUUCUUGAGCCCGUGUCUGACGUCAAGAUUCUGUCCAGUCUCCCUGAAGCAGUAGAGUUCAAUAGCACAGUGGUUUUGACCUGCUCCGCCAAAGGCUCCUUUACAUAUAAGUGGAUAAAUGGUUCGGUUCCAGUAGUGCCGGAAGGUGCACACAUAAAGCUGAACCCAAAUGGCAAUGAGCUAACAAUUAGUCAAGUUCUCCGUACAGAUCUGCGUGGACCCAUCUACUGCAUCGCAGAGAACGCACUGGAGUCAGGGAAGAGUGCUCCAUUUAAUCUUACUGUGAGCUAUGGCCCAGAAAGCAUUGUCAUGAAGCGGAUUCCAGCCGAACCCUUCCUUAAGAAAGGCUCAAACUUAACAUUCACUUGUUCAGCUAACUCAGAUCCUCCUGCUCAACUUCUUUGGAUGUUUAAUGGGGAGGAGCUGCAAUCCCCGAUGGCCACCAUGACCAUCACCAAUGCAGAGGAAAAACACAGUGGCAACUACAGCUGUGUGGCUUACAACACUAAGACCAAUGGCAAAGUUGACUCACAGGUUGCUGUGGUAUCUAUUCUGGAGCCCUUAAGUGGAACAAAUAUCACCAGCCCUGGCUCUCUUCUCAUUGCUGGCAAUAGCACGGUCAACCUCACCUGCGCAGCAGCGGCUGGCAAAGCUGAAACUGUGGAAUGGUUGAAGGAUGGCAAACCUCUCACUCCUGGCGAGCGUGUCAUUCUCUCAGCGGACAAGAGGACUGUGACCAUUGUUAAAGUUGUUAAAGAGGACGCCGGCGAGUACAAGUGCCAACUGAAAAACCAAGUGAACAAAGAUGAAGCCACCUAUAAGAUGGUGAUCAAUUAUGGUCCAGAGAAUGUGAAGGUGAACGGAAAGAAUGCAGUGAAGUUUGAUGAGGCCAUAGAUAUAUCCUGCUCUGCAGACUCUGUUCCCGCCAGCAUCUACACAUGGAAACUCAACGAAACGAUGAUGGACUUCAGCCUGGCAAGCUUGCACAUCGAAAAGGCCAGUCUCAAAGACAGUGGGACGUACACAUGUGAGGCUCGCAACCCCUUAACUGGAAUGACGAUGAAAAUGACGCACAAACUCGCAGUGACAGAGCUUGGUCAGGUAGACAAUAGCCUUUCUGGGGGAGCUAUUGCUGGAAUUAUAAUUGGUGUGAUCGUGGCUAUAAUCAUCAUCACUUGUAUCGUAAUCCGCAAGAGAAAAACUCCAGACAUUCCAUCGCCAUAUUAGAGCAAGACCUUACGAUGAGGUGAACUGAAUCUUCAAGACCAACUCUUCAGUAACUUAUCAGUCUUUUAAUCUGCAAAAGCCUUCUAACAAGGCAACUGGAAAAACUGCCCUCACAUGUGAAAUACAACUGCAGUGUUGGCUGUUUUAACAGCUUAACCAAAGUCCAGAAAGCCUGUAUGUAUAUAUCCAUCCCUCUCCAUUGUUUCUCUUUUGUGUACCCAAUUACCCUGUGAAAACGGACCCUGAUCUUAAGGACAUGAUAUGGGAUGGCGGGUAAGAAGCGAGACUGUUUACCUCAAAGCUUUAUUCCCGCCUUUAUCUGCAUUUGGACCCCAUCACUUCCUUCCCUUGGCUGAAGUGGACAGCUUUCUUUGUUCCUCAAGAAACAUGAUACAGCUUCCAUCACCUCCUCAAUCUUUCACCCAACCCUCAAACAAUGGACCGUCACGGUUUGACAUCUCAGAAGUCCAUCUGAAAGAGCUCUACACUGGGUGAUGAAAUGCACUUUCAAAUGCACUGAGGGGUGAUGAGACUUCAUGACUGAGAUCUCAACGCACCCACUAGGCACUGAAACAUCAAGAUUUUAAGACCUGUUCAACAUGCUUGGACGUCCCAAGGCAAUGAAGAACAGGACUGACUAACUUGAAGCCAAAGGCACCUCAGAAUUGUGACGGAAAUCAUUCCAACAUAAUACAUGCCUUACAGCACAAAAAACAUGCGCUUCAAGCUUCUUACCACCUUUGCCGGUUUGACCAUUCUUUACUUUUCAUACUUUUUUUUUUAAUCUUCAAAAUCACAUCAUUUGAUUUGUGUUUCAGAGUGAGCCUUACACAUUGAAUUUUGAGAUUAAAGCAAGCUCCAACAUGCACAAACUGAAAACCGGGGGGGAAAAAAUGCAUUUCUGCGGACAGCGACAUACCACAGUUUUGCAGCGAAAUUGCUACUCUGUCCUUGGGCGUCCCACAAAGAUUCAUUCUGCUGUAAUCAGAAUUCCAACAGAUUUAAAGUCUAAAACAGGCCCAUUUUAAAAAUCACCUUGACUUGGGCUGACACACAAAAAUGUCUGAAGUUUAAAACUGAACACACUGAGUAUUUGUUGAAAGUGAGACAUUUCUUUUUUCUUAUCAAGCGAUAUCUGAUCCUGAUUCUUUCUUUUUUUUUCAGAUUUUUUGUUUUGUUUUGUUUUUUUGACUGUAGAUCUUUGACCCUAUAUGGAUACACAAAGCUUAAGCAGUGAUUUUAAAGAUCUUGUGAUUAUCUGUUUGAUAUUGCUUGGAUCUUUACAUGCACUUGUAUCUAGCUUGAGAUGUAUCUAUUUUACUGAAACUGUAAGGAUCUGAGCUUGUCUUUGUUUGUCUUUAGUUGUACGUAAGGGUCAGACAUGGCCUUCAUAGCAUAUUACAUAUACAUAUAGCAUAUACAGUGGCCCCAAAAUGUAUUUGGAGACUGAAGCCAUGCUUAAAAAUGUAUGAAGGUCUUUGCAUUAUCUAACAUAUUAUCAAAUCAAGUGGCAUUUAUUUUAAAGAAAUAAAGCAAACUUUUCAAGCAAAACAUUUCACAAAAAUACGUUUAUUAGGUUUCAAAUAAUAAAUACUUUGGACACUUUCUGGUUGUUAAAUUCAAAUCACCUUCAGACCAGUUGGUUAAAAUUAAAUGCAAAAAUGACUCAAAUUAAAAAGUAUGAAUUAAGUGUCCCAAGUUGUCCAAAUACUUUUUGGGGCCACUGUAUAGUAUGUACAUCCAAAUUCAUAGCAAAAACACUAACACAGUUAUUACAUAUUUGUAUUUUCUCUUAGCAGUAAACACACAAAGGCAUAAAAUGCUGAGAUUUAUAACCAUGUGCAAACCUGUUGACAGUUUAUCCCCGGCAGUCUGUGCAUGUUUUAGCGGUCUGGGCUGUUGGCGUGAAGAAAGCAGUAAUCAUAAGAGUCUGACUAAGAUACACUGAAUUAGCAGUUAGUUUGCAUUGCGCCACAUUGUUGAGACAGACGUCCUUGGGUUGACCAUACGGAAUGUGAUAAUUUAACAGGGAUUAGAUGGGAAAUUAUUAGGUGUUGUAUUAAUUGUAAAAUAUGUAUUGAUAGAAUUUUGAAAUUCAAGUGGUUACUGAAAUGCAAUUGGGUUUUAGAAGGAAUCUUGUUGCUGUGCACAACAAAUUUUGUUCAGUGCUUGAAAGUAAUUUAAAUUAAAAGUCACCAAAAUGGACUCUAUAGCGCACUGAACAUUUGUGGGUAAAGUACAGUACUGUUUUUACAGUAUAUGCACAAAGUGGUGUAUUCCGAACAACAUCCGUCAUUUGUGAAAUGUUCCUAGGUUGUUUACAGGGUGUUUAUAUUAUCUCAAAAUUAACAGUGCAGCCAUGUUUUAUAGUCUCAAUGUUGCUUUUAUUGUAAUUUAUUUUCAAAUGUUUUGCCUUUAUGUAACUGUUAUCUGUUAUAUGUUAAACAUUGAACCACCCCACUUUUUUGUAUUAUUCUUUGACAAGAUAAAGGAUUGCUUUAAGACAUACGGUACAUUGACAAGUUUGUAAAUUUUGUAUGGAAGAGGAUGGAUUAAAUUACAUUUUAAAUAAUUUAA
Myxocyprinus asiaticus (Chinese sucker) is the source of this 4272-nucleotide messenger RNA. RefSeq names its product carcinoembryonic antigen-related cell adhesion molecule 1-like. The record is from RefSeq and is a predicted model, not a curated record. Lineage: Eukaryota; Metazoa; Chordata; Actinopteri; Cypriniformes; Catostomidae. The coding region runs from base 88 to 1695 and encodes 535 amino acids. The transcript is spliced from 9 exons.